UUAGAAAAAAGAAAAAAAAAAUUAGAUAAAAAAAAGUUUUUAGAGCAAUAUAAUAUUCUGGUUAGAUUCUAUUUAGAUUUAAAGAAAAUAAUUAUUUUGAAAAGGUGGCUAUUUUUAGGAAGCUCGGCUAUAUAAAGGGUUUGACCGUAACUUUCAGUUCGGAAUUGAGGCACUUAACGAAAAUUAAAUAUAAAUAAUUUGUUACACCUUUUGCUAGGGAAUUUAGUAGGAAUAAGAAUUAUUUUUAGUAUAGACCUCUUUAAAUGAGUUUGGCAUAAUUAGGAAAUUCGGGAAAGGUCUAUUCUUUCUUGUAAAAGUACCUUGGAUUCAAACUCAAAUUUUACAAAAUUUUAAUAAUCAAUUGCUUUGAGUGUAUUAAGAUGAAAAAAUUGCUUUUAAUGGUUUAUACUAUAUGAUGGAAAUAUCUUUUUUAAAAGUAUGAGAACAAAGGCAUUAUUAGAUUUUUUUAACUUAUAGCCUAUCUCUUUCAACGUUAAGAACCCUAUCAAAAGUUUGUGAAACAUUAAAGUCUUACAUAAUCUGUCUUUUCGAAAAUCUUGACAAAAAGGAAUUUUUCUGUAAAAAUAUCUUUGUCAUACUUUGGAACCUUAUAAAACUAUAAAUAUUCUAAAAGUAUACUUAGAACUAUGUUUAAAAAUGCUAAAAUACCAUCAUAAGCAAUAGUAUGCUAUGGGGUAAGGGCCCCUACAUUUUAAACUCUUAUUCUUGGUGAUGCAGUGUUUUUUGCCAUGUUUUGUGGGUAGUGUAUUUCCCAGGAAGGAUGGGGAUGAAGUCUUCAAUUGGUUGGCCAAAAAUGCAUAUUGCUUAUGACAGUGUUAUGUCCUGGCUAGCUGAGUUGCAGUAAAAGUGAGCAUGGAAGGUUAGAAGUUGGUGGUAUCAAGCUCACUGUUGGGGCCAGUGCUGUCCAUGACCCUGCAUUUAAUUGUCUUUAUGCCAAUUCCCGCACAAAAAUUGCUGUGUGGGACUGAGGAAAGGCAGUGGUGAACUUCCCAGUUGGGCAAAAAUUUUGUUGUGCCUGUUUUACCUAAUUUAGGAUCACCAUCAGAUGACACCAUAUCAAGGAUGAUGUCUUAGUUUGACAUUCUGUUUAGGGCAAACCACUAUUCUAUGAUACCAGGUAACCAGUUCUCUAUUGGUAUUGGGUCUAUGAAGCAGAGUUGUACAUCACGAUCAAGACCAACAUGUACAUUGUCCUGCUAGUGUUUAGGGACGGAUAUUGGUGUAUGAAAGGCAGUUGGUUCUGUGUCGGAGUCAGUCAUAAGUUUGAGUGGCGGCCUAUUAAUAAGGGAUUGGAUGAUCUUCGUAAUUCGGUAAAGGUGCUGGCAUGAUAUUGGUUAAGAAGUAAUGUUAAUCGUUGCUACAAACCAUUCGUCAGCACCAAUAAAAAUGUUGUAUUUCCUAUUUUUAUUUUUCACCAUAAAAUGAUUGGUUUUGCUAGAAAAGUAAGCUGUAUCAGGUAUAAAUCAAAACUAUUCACAGCUGUAACUUCAACAAGUACUUGGUAAGCCUUGAUUGGUUAAGUCUUGAUGAAAAUUGUGAUGUAAAAAAUGCAACGUCCUUCGUACAUUCAAUUUUGCAAACUGCAUAUUUUUUGUGGAGUGAGUCAACAGUGGAGCCUGUGAUGAUUAUUGUUCUAUUUCUGCUUUGCCUGUUAUUUCAAAGAUCAUUGAAAAAAUUUUGCAUGAGAAACUAAUUAACUAUCUUGAAGGACAUAAACUGCUGUCUCACAAACAAUUUGGAUUCAGGUGGAACUGAGUUAGCCACAACACUUUUCACUGGCGCCUUCAGAAAGUUAGCGGAUGCAAAAAAUUUGGAUUAAAAUAAAUAAGUAAACAUGUGUAUCACUACAAAAAGAAAACAAAAGAAUUUACGGGACAUUCCAAACCAAUAGAUCUGGUCUUUAAAAUUAAUUCUAACAUCAUAAAUUUGUAAUCAGUAGCCGUUUCCAUGGCAAUUCUCCCUCUUUUAAAUCUUUUAAAGCUUUUAAAACUUUUAAACUUUGAUUAGAAAAUAAAAAGCAAAAAGACUCUAGAUAAGAAAAUGGUGUUAAUAAUUCAUACCAGAAAGAAAUCUACCUUUUGUAUGAAAAAUGGGACUAUACGAUAACCUUUAUUUUUCAAGAUUUCUGGAUGUUACAGCAAACGAAUGUUAAAAAUGCCAAAACAUUUUGCUUUGGGUUCACAUCGCAUGGAUACAUUUCUGUGUGCCUUCAUUGAAUGUGGAUUUGCGUAUGGUGGAAUGGCGAAUUUGCGCAUGGCGGAAUAAUUCUUUACUGGAAAACUGUCCAACAUGAAAAUUGUCCAACUUGUUGUAAAAGCAUCUAAUUACAAAAAUGCAUACACAGUUUAUGCAACUAAACCGUUUAAAUCAUGAAAGUAAUGACAACCUGUUCUAAACAGUGAAAGCCUCCAGUUAAGGAAAUCUAUCCAAGAUUAUUUACAUUGCUUAACCACAGAAACAUGGUCAAUCAUAAAAAUUUAUUUUUAUGAUUGACCAUUUUUAAAAAUUUAUCAUCUAAACUACCCAAACUGAGGAAGUAUGCCAAAGUUGUCCAAAACCAUCCUUUAUGAAAAUUAUUUUAAAGUUAUGUAAGUUGUUUAAAUUGUUGAAACAAAUUUAACUUGUCCUGAAUGAUGAAAGUAUCAAUUAUAGAAAAUAAUCUAAAGGAUCUGAAUCGUCUAAACCACAGAGAUAUUCACCUUGAUUUAAAAAAUUUUUGUGAGGGAACUCCUAACUUGUUAAAGGAAUAUAAUGUUUAGGUAUUGCAUUUUAUUUUUUUUGGCAGUAUUUCUAAAUUAUUUCAAUUCUGUUUUAAAUGUGUAUUGUGAGGUGUGGAUGUAUUAUAUCUGUUCUAAUGAUCUAUGGAUGCAUUUGUUACUGGAACUGUUUGUUUCUUAGGUAUGAAGGUAUAAUCCACCAUGAGAUCACUAGAAAAUUUGUGUACAUUAUAUAUACAAUGGAGAAGAGUGACCAGGUGGAAAGACUGUUGCUGGCAUCCAGAAACGGUGAUUUGCUUCUUGUAACAGAAAUUUUGUCAGAAUAUGAUAUUGAUGUCAAUUGCAAAGGAAAACAUAAGUCAAAUUUAGGAUGGAGUCCGCUUCAUCUGGCAACAUAUUUUGGUCAUCAAGAUGUUGUGGAAGAACUGCUACAGCAUGGUGCAGAUGUUAACAUCAUCAAUGGAAUGGGCGAUACUCCUCUCCACCGUGCUGCUUUUACUGGUCGUACUAAUGUUGUAUUGAAACUGUUAUAUUAUAAUGCUGAUGUAUCAAUUAUUAAUGGAGAAGGGAGGACCCCAUUGCAGAUGACAGAUAACCAAGAAGUGAAACAGCUUAUUGAAGCGGCUGAGAAGUCUCAACAGCUUUCACGAAAUGAAGCUCUUUUACAUGCUACAACUGAAGGAGAUAUUAAAAUCAUUAAAUCGUUGCUAUCAAGCUCUACUCCUCCCAAUAUAAAUUGUCAAAAUUUACUGGGAAACACAGCACUGCAUUGUGCUGCAUACAGAGGGCAUAAAGAAAUUGCGGUUUUGCUCCUGCAGAAUGGUAUUGAUUCAACCGUCAAAAAUAACAGAGGUUUAUCUGCACUGGAGGUUGCCAGGGACACGAAAAUGCGACAACUUUUAGAUGUUCAGCCAUUACAAGCUGUCCAGAAAACAGUUCAACGAUUCGAAGGUUAUGUUGUAAAGAAAAGUAGAUUUCUUGGUUGGAAAAAACAUUGGGUUGUUUUGGAAAGAGGAAUUUUAUCAGCAUUUCAAACAAGAGCUGAUGCAUCAUCGGGUUUAAAAAGACAAUUUUUUAAGUAUUUAGAUAAUGCAAAAAUAUCAGCCCAUCACGACGACGAGAAGAAGUUCAAAAUAGAAUAUUCUGACCACACAGUUCACUUUUUUAUGACUACUCCUAAUUCAGGACAAGUUAACAGACAGAGAUGGUUGAACGCAGUUCGAGAACAUUGCGCUUAUAGUACGCAUUACACAAGUCAACCUCAUGUUAUAUUGAUGGAUGAGUUAGAUGAAGAUUAUCUUCCAUUAGGUAGUAUAGAAGAUGCAAUCAAGAAUGCAAAAGCGCACCAAGAAGUUCUCGAACAGCAGGUUACCUCACUUACAUCAUACUUCAAUACACUCCCAGAUCAACAAGUCAGACAAGGCACUGCGGCUACAUUUAAAAUGAAACUGAACGAUGUUGUGGGAUCAUCACAAGAAGUUUGCUCAACUUUAAAUCAUUGUCUCACUGUUUUAAUGCAACAAGAGGAGGUACGCCGAUUACAGUUACAAGAAGAAGCAGAAAAACGAAGAGUAUUGGAAGAUGCCUUGCACGUACUGGCUACAGAACAUUUUGUAUUAGAACAGUCUGUUCGUUCUCACAGUAAAUUGCAUAUAAACAGUUUUCCUGAUGAUGGUGAAGAUUUUUUAGACGUGUUUUACGAUGCCCCAGAAACGCAGUCUGAAUGUGACUUCGAUCCUGCUUACGAAUUUGAAAAUAACCAGAAAGGUUCGGAAGAUGAGAAGGAAGCAUCUUUUAAGUGCGAAGAACCUGGUCAAGCAGAGGACACACAAAAUGAAAAGAGUUUAUAUGUCGCAACUCAACUUGCAAAUGGUAAAUUCUCGCCACGGACGCGAGAAAAACAACCGAAAUACAGAAAAAAACUUCCACAUACAAUGCAUUCUCGAAACGAGUUCAGUAUAUGGAGUGUCUUGAAACAAUGCGUUGGAAAGGAUCUAUCACGAAUCACAAUGCCAGUUAUAUUCAACGAGCCGCUGUCUUUCUUACAACGUAUUGCAGAAUAUAUGGAUUAUGUACAUAUUUUACACAAAGCAACUAACAUAGAUGAUCCUAUCGAACGUUUACUGAAUAUUGCAGUGUUUAUGGUCAGUUGUAACGCAUCCACAGAAGCGAGAGUUGGUAAACCGUUCAAUCCGUUACUUGGUGAAACUUAUGAAUUAGUUAGGGAAGAUUUAGAUUUCAAAAUGGUAUGUGAGCAAGUUAGCCAUCAUCCUCCGGUUAGUGCGCUUCACGUGGAAAGUGGAUCUGGAUUUGAACUCACCAUGUCCAUGCAACCAGAAUUAAAGUUUUGGGGAAAAGACAUCGAAGUCAAACCUAAGGGAAAUGUUGUAAUAAAAAUACCUAAGUAUGGAGAUGUGUAUACCUUCUCAUACGUCAGCAGUGGUCUACAUAACAUCAUCAUAGGAAAUCUGUGGAUCGAAUUGUAUGGUAUAUGCGAGAUCAAGAAUCAUACGACAGGACAUCGAGCAAUUAUUAAUUUUAAACCAGCUGGUUGGUUUGGUAAAGACAUGAACCAAUUAGAAGGCUAUAUCGUUGACGAAAAGAAUGCAAAAAAAAAGCUGAUUAAAGGAGAUUGGACAAAAUAUUGCUGUUUCUCUGAUGCAGAAGACGCACAACUACUUAAACAAGUCGAAGGUGCGCAAAAAGAUGAAAGUGGCGUUCCUGAUCUUCCUUCUGGUGUCACCUUGGCUUGGAAAGUGCGCCCAAAGCCUUCGUGUACAGCCGAUAUGUAUAUGAUGACAGAAUUUGCGAUGGGAUUAAACCACCUUUUAGACGAACACAAAGACGUUAUUGCUCCUACUGAUUGUCGUUAUCGUCCUGACAUCAGAUGUUUAGAAAACGGUGACAUAGAGGGCGCAUCAGCUGCAAAAUUGCAAUUAGAAGAAAAGCAGCGCGCGACGAGACGUCGCAUGAAUAAUGAUCACGAAGUGUGGGAGACAAGGUGGUUUAAUUUCGAAGAAAAUGAAUAUCUCGGCACCAAAGAAUGGCAAUACAAUGGAGAAUAUUUUAAACGACAAUAUAGCAAGUGUCCAGAUAUUUACUAGCGCGCAGAUUUUUUUCACAACUAGUUUUUAUUAUCGUGUCCUGUAUUCAUGUGUUGCAUGCAUCUCGUCGUUGAACUUCUUCGUUGUUGCUCUUGCUGUGAAUUUUAAACUUAUUUUCCACAUGAAGUUGAUCAAAAGUGAUAAAAGUAAGAGCGGUGACGCGGUAUUUAUUAAAAUUUUUUUUUAAUUUUUUGAUAUGCAUAUCGAUUGUUCAUGUAAUUUGUGAAUAGCUAGGAUUUAUUCUUGGGGAAUGAGCAAUAUAUAUAUUUUUAUAGCA
This is a messenger RNA of Hydractinia symbiolongicarpus, 6119 nucleotides long. RefSeq names its product oxysterol-binding protein-related protein 1-like. Gene Ontology annotation, molecular function: protein binding; sterol binding. Gene Ontology annotation, cellular component: cytosol; membrane; intracellular membrane-bounded organelle. The transcript is spliced from 29 exons. The record is from RefSeq and is a predicted model, not a curated record. NCBI's taxonomy places the organism in Eukaryota, Metazoa, Cnidaria, Hydrozoa, Anthoathecata, Hydractiniidae. The coding region runs from base 2837 to 5842 and encodes 1001 amino acids.